CCCAUGCCAUCACAAAGGUCAUAUCCCCACUCACCACCUUCCUCGUAUAUUAUUUAUUAUAUUAUUAUUAAAAACAAUGCCUACAAAUAAUGCAUUAUUAUUACUAUUAUUCUUUUUCAACUAUAAUAACAAACAUUAACAUUUCCAUCUUCUUAAUUUCCAAAUAUCACCAAAAAAAAAAAAAAAAAAAACUCUCAUCCUUAAAUUCAAUCACACUCUUCAAAAGAACCUCAGAUCCAACGUUUCCAAAUCCAUUUUCCAAAUUUGGAAUUCCAAAACAAAGAAUUUUCUAGUGUUUACUUUCCUUUUUCUGAUUUUCCUAAUUAAUUAAUUAAAAAAAAAUUAUUAACAGGUUAUAAAUUUCAAUCAUUGUUUGAUCCGCACACAUGGGAUUUUUCUCCGAUUCGAAAACACUCCUCCUCGGUAGAUCUCGUUCGUCGUUUUCGAAUCAAAAUUCUGUUUUUGGAUUCUGAAUUCAAAAACUAAAAACCAGAGACAGAGAGAGAAAGAGAGGUUGGGGUUUUGAUUUGUUGUUUGUUGUUGUUGAAGAUCGAGAAAGUAAAUAUGAGGGUGGCAAAGUCUCAGGUAUGGCAACCUUGCAAGAAGAAGAGGUUUUGAUUAGGAGAAUUUUAGAGAGAAGAAGAAGAAGAAGGGGUUUUGAGGAAAGAGAGAGAGAGAGAGUGAUCAAGGGAAAAAGGGGGAUAAGUUAGGGUUUUUCUGUUUUUUUAUUGAAGAUGACGACGAGGUCAAGCGGCAGUGGUAGUGGUAGCAGCAGCAGGACGCGAGUUGGGAGGUAUGAACUGGGUCGGACUUUGGGUGAGGGUAAUUUCGCUAAGGUUAAGUUCGCCAGAAACGUCGAGACUAAUGAGAACGUCGCCAUUAAAAUUCUCGAUAAGGAGAAAGUUCUCAAGCAUAAGAUGAUCGGUCAGAUCAAACGUGAAAUAUCGACGAUGAAACUAAUUAGGCACCCAAAUGUCAUUCGGAUGUAUGAGGUCAUGGCUAGCAAGACAAAAAUUUACAUUGUUAUGGAAUUCGUGACUGGAGGAGAACUGUUCGACAAAAUUGCAAGUAAAGGAAGACUGAAGGAAGAUGAAGCAAGAAAAUAUUUUCAGGAGCUUAUAUGCGCUGUGGAUUAUUGUCAUAGCCGAGGUGUUUUCCACAGGGACUUGAAGCCAGAGAAUUUGCUUUUGGAUGCUAGUGGCUCUCUUAAAGUUUCAGAUUUUGGAUUGAGUGCACUUCCUCAGCAAGUUCGUGAGGAUGGAUUACUUCACACUACCUGUGGAACCCCAAACUACGUUGCUCCUGAGGUUAUUAACAACAAAGGGUAUGAUGGAGCUAAGGCAGAUUUAUGGUCAUGCGGUGUGAUUCUUUUUGUCCUAAUGGCUGGAUACUUGCCUUUCGAAGAAUCUAACCUCAUGGCAUUAUAUAAAAAGAUACACAAGGCUGAAUUCACAUUUCCGCCAUGGUUUUCCUCAAGUGCAAAGAAGCUAAUCAAAAGAAUCUUGGAUCCUGACCCCUCAACGCGAAUUACGAUUGCUGAGAUAAUUCAAAAUGAGUGGUUUAAGAAAGGAUAUAAACCACCAAGAUUUGAACAAGCUGAUGUUAAUGUUGAUGAUGUGGAUGACAUCUUCAAUGAAUUUGGGGAAUCCGGAAACCUAGUUGUGGAGAGGCGGGAGGAAGGCUCUACAGCUCCCGUGACUAUGAAUGCUUUUGAGCUAAUUUCGACAUCUCAGGGCCUAAACCUUAGUUCACUAUUUGAAAAACAAAUGGGACUUGUUAAACGAGAGACUAGAUUCACAUCCAAAUGUUCUGCAAAAGAGAUAAUUACAAAAAUUGAACAAGCUGCCGGGCCUCUUGGUUUCGAUAUAAAAAAGAAUAAUUUCAAGUUGAAGCUUCAUGGUGAGAAGAGUGGACGCAAAGGUCCAUUAUCUGUUGCAACUGAGAUUUUUGAAGUGGCCCCUUCCCUUUACAUGGUUGAAGUCCGGAAAUCCGGAGGUGAUACUUUGGAAUUUCACAAGUUCUACAAGAACCUUUCGACCGGGCUGAAAGACAUUGUGUGGAAAUCAGCCGAUGAAUCGAAGGAUGAAGCAGAGAAUGGUGUUGCCGGUGUUACCGGUGUUGCUGGUGCCCGAGUUACACCGUCUAAAUGAUUGAGCUUGUGUUGUUUACUUCUCCUCACACACUCUCUCUCUCUCUCCAAAACAAACUUCUAGUGUGAAAUAUUUGCAGAAUGCAUUGGAAAUGGAAACUCAGAUUUCUUUAAGUGUUGUUUGCUUAAUUUAAUAAUAAAGUCUUCACCUCAGUGGAAGAGCAACUAUAAUAAUAAAAAUACAAAUAUGUUUAUACUGUUUUAUUUCUCCCUAAUAUGUUAUUUUGGGUUGGAUAUGCAGAAGAUUGUGUUUUUAAUAUAUUGGGUUAAAAUAUGGUGUACUCUUUAUCUAUUAUUUAAAUCAUAUAAUUAAAUCUAAAUAUAAUAUCAAUUGAUUCCUACAAAA
This is a messenger RNA of Cannabis sativa, 2495 nucleotides long. RefSeq names its product CBL-interacting serine/threonine-protein kinase 23. The record is from RefSeq and is a predicted model, not a curated record. Gene Ontology annotation, molecular function: ATP binding; protein kinase activity. NCBI's taxonomy places the organism in Eukaryota, Viridiplantae, Streptophyta, Magnoliopsida, Rosales, Cannabaceae. The transcript has 15 exons. Bases 735 to 2150 code for a protein of 471 amino acids. Gene Ontology annotation, biological process: protein phosphorylation; signal transduction.